AUGAAAUGGUCCACAUUGCUCAGUAAGGUCGUAUUCGCCGCCGGCCAGCAGCAGGAGCAGCAGCCCCCGCCCCCGCCCCCGCCGCCGCCGGGGUCGCCGCUUCAUCGCCAGCAGGCGGACCAGGACCUCGGCACCCCGAGGCUCAGCUCCGCCUCCACCGGCGGGGACGAGGGCGGCUUCGACGCGGCGGCCGGGAGCUCGCCCUCCGCCGCCGCGUCCCUAGCCAGGGGGAAAAAUGAAUUGGAAUCGGACUUCAGGAGGUUCUGGGAGGAAUUUCGCUCUUCCAGCUCUGAAAAGGAGAAAGAAAGGGCCUUAAAUUUGGCCGUAGAUGUCUUCUGUAGGCUAGUCAAGCAGCAUUCUAGUGUAGCGCAAUUGCUUGCAAAGUUAGUAGAAGCACAUGUUUUUUCUUUUGUUAUUGGAAGAGCUUUUGUUACCGAUGUGGAGAAACUAAGAAUCCACAGCAAAGGAAGAGCACUGCGUGUUGCUGAUGUUAUUGGCUUUUUUUCAGAAAUCACAGAGCUUGGUAUAUGUCCAGGAUCAAACUUGUUGUACGCAGUCGAAGUACUUGUGACAGAGACUAAUGAUAAACAGCCUCUGUUGGACUCUGGUAUUUUGUGCUGCCUUAUAUAUAUCCUCAAUUCUCUAUUGAGUCCCAAUGAGUACUCCCCAAGUAUCUCUCCUGUUCACCAAGCAGGAUCAAAAAUUGAGAAAAGCAAAAAUUUGGAUCCUACUCAAUCACGGCGGCUUGAGAUUGAGGGGAGCGUAAUACAUAUAAUGAAAGCACUGGCGAGCCAUCAAUCUGCUGCACCAAGUUUAAUUGAAGAUGAUGCCUUACAAGUUCUCUUCCACAUGGUUGCAAAUGGUUCACUCACUGUAUUUUCGCAAUUCAGGGAUGGUAUUGUUCCCCUUCACACAAUUCAGCUUCAUCGCCAUGCAAUGCAGGUUCUUGGUCUUCUUCUUGCAAACGACAAUGGGACUUCUGCCAAGUACAUCAGGAAGCACCAAUUGAUUAAAGUACUUCUUAUGGCCGUGAAGGAUUUCAAUCCUCAUAGUGGUGAUGCUGCUUACACCAUGGGCAUUGUGGAUUUGUUACUGGAAUGUGUUGAGUUGUCUUACAGGCCUGAGUCUGGGUCCAUAAGGCUCAGGGAAGACAUACACAAUGCUCAUGGUUAUCAGUUCCUUGUUCAAUUUGCUCUUACACUUUGUAGCUUACACAAAAACCAGACUCUCCAAUCCUCAUCCAAGUUAGUAACCGGAGAGCAUGGAUUUGAUCCUUCUCACAGAUUAGAACAAGAUGUAUUCUCAUGUGACCUUUCACCUCAGUUGUCUAGGUUGCUUGAUGUUCUAGUAAAUUUGUCACAAAUUGGACCCUCUGAAAAUGGUGGUGGUAAAAGUUUGAAAUCUUCUCACACGAAAGGAACAGGGCACAACAGAAGCCGAACUCCAUCUGCUGACAAAUUUGAUGAGGUGAUGGAAGUUAGUAGCCCCAAGGUAAAAGAUCUUGAUGCCAUUCAGAUGCUACAAGAUAUUUUUCUGAAGGCUGACAACUUGGAAGUGCAAGCUGAAGUUCUCAAUAGAAUGUUCAAGAUUUUCUCGAGCCAUCUUGAAAACUACAAGCUGUGCCAACAACUUCGUACUGUUCCUCUUUUUAUCCUAAACAUGGGCAGCUUCCCUGCAGCACUACAAGAGGUCAUUUUAAAAAUUUUGGAAUAUGCUGUCACGGUCGUAAACUGCAUUCCGGAGCAGGAGUUGUUGUCACUCUGUUGCUUAUUGCAACAACCAAUUUCUACCAGUCUUAAGCAUACAGUGCUUUCAUUCUUUGUAAAGCUCCUCUCCUUUGAUCAGCAGUACAAGAAAGUUCUCAGAGAAGUUGGUGUCUUGGGGGUAUUGUUAGAUGACUUGAAGCAAAACAAGCUUUUCUUUGGAGAUGAGCAGCACAAUAAGGCCUAUGACUCUACAGAGAGGAUGUCUAAUGCAAGUAAUUUUCAGAAGACGGUGAACAACAAAGAUGCAAUUCUUUCGCCAAAGUUAAUGGCUUCUAGUUCCGCAAAAUUUCCCAUGUUUGAAGAUGAAGGAACAAUUACUGUUGCAUGGGAUUGUCUUUUUUAUCUGCUGAAAAGAGCUGAGCCUAACCAGCAAUCAUUCCGAUCGUCCAAUGGUGUGAACAUCAUUCUUCCUUUCUUGGUAUCCGAAAGCCACAGAUCUGGUGUAUUACGACUUUUGUCAUGCCUGAUAAUUGAAGAUUCUCUUCAGGCUCAUCCAGAAGAAAUAGGAUCACUGAUUGAAAUCUUGAAGAGUGGGAUGGUAUCAACGUCAUCAGGUUCUCAAUUCAAGCUUGAUAAUGAUGCAAAGUGUGAUGCAUUUGGUGCUUUGUGGCGCAUUCUUGGGGUGAAUAGUUCAGCACAAAGAAUUUUUGGAGAAGCCACUGGAUUUUCCCUGCUACUGACAACGCUGCAUAGUUUCCAGAAUGACGGUGAAAGUGAAGAGACUGAAUCAUCUUUACAUACUCAUAUGAAGAUCUUUGGUUUUCUAUUGCGAGCAAUGACAGCUGCAGUAUGCAACAAUUCUGUUAAUAGGAUAAAACUGCAUACAACCCUUUCGUCGAACACUUUCUAUGAUCUCCUUUCUGAGUCUGGGCUGCUCUGUGUGGAUUGUGAAAAACAAGUUAUUUUGCUUUUGCUUGAGCUUGCACUUGAGAUUGUCCUUCCGCCCACGAGUAACCUGCAGGUAGAGUGCAUUUCAUCUGAAACCUCAGAGGAUGAAUCGAGCUUCUUGUCUGCAGCAUCAUUUGGACUUUCAAGGCUUGACAAGGAGCGUGUGUAUAAUGCUAGUGCAGUAGUUGUUUUGAUCCGUUCUUUGCUGGUAUUUACACCUAAAGUUCAACUUGAGUUGCUGAGAUUCAUUGAGAAGCUAGCAAAUGCUGGUCCCUUCAACCAGGAGAAUUUAACUUCUGUUGGAUGCGUUGGCCUGCUACUUGAGACAAUCAGCCCGUUUUUGGAGGGUUCCUCUCCUAUUCUUAAUCAUGCCUUGAGAAUUGUUGAACUUCUAGGUGCCUACAGGUUGUCCUCCUCCGAGCUAAGACUUCUUGUGAGAUAUAUUCUUCAGCUGAAAGUGAAGCGUUCUGGUCAUCUUUUUGUUAACAUGAUGGACAAAUUAAUUCAAAUGGAAGACGUCAGAAAAGGAAACGUGUCUCUAGCUCCUUUUAUUGAAAUGGACAUGAGCAAAGCCGGUCAUGCAUCUAUUCAAGUUUCAUUAGGAGAAAGAACAUGGCCGCCUGUUUCUGGGUACUCUUUUGUUUGCUGGUUCCAAUUUCAGAACUUCUUUAAAUGCCAGCCGAAGGAAGCAGAAAAAGCAUCUAAAGGGGCCUAUGGUAAAAGGAGUGGGCAUGUUUUGCGCAUAUUUUCUGUGGGUGCAGUGGAUGAUGCCAACACUCUGUAUGCUGAACUUUAUCUCAAUGAUAAUGGUGUUUUUACUAUAUCUACGGGCAAUUCAAGUUCAUUGUCAUUUCCUGGCAUUGAAAUGGAAGAAGGAAAAUGGCAUCAUCUUGCUGUUGUCCAUAGUAAGCCAAAUGCACUAGCUGGCCUUUUCCAAGCAAGUGUGGCUAGCCUGUAUCUUGAUGGAAAGCUGAGGCACACCGGGAAGCUUGGAUACUCACCAUCCCCGUUUGGUAAAUCUUUGCAAGUAACACUUGGCACAUCUACUAUUCGUGGGAAAGUUUCUGACUUGUCAUGGCGGCUCCGGUGUUGUUAUCUUUUUGAGGAGGUCUUGACACCCGGGAGCAUUUGUUUCAUGUACAUUCUUGGACAAGGGUAUCGAGGGUUGUUCCAGGACACUGAUCUUCUGAGAUUUGUCCCAAAUUGGGCCUGUGGUGGAGAGGUAAUGGCGAUCCUGGAUUCAUUAGAAGUGGAGGUACCCGCAUCUUCAAGCAGCCAGCGUGUUGACAGUUCAAUGAAACAAGGAAACUCUAGACUUGAGAGCAGUGGAAUUGUUUGGGACAUGGAACGGUUAAGAAAUCUCUCCUUACAAUUAUCUGGAAGGAAGCUCAUAUUUGCAUUCGAUGGAACUUCAUCAGAUGCUUUUCGAGCAUCUGGGACCUUUUCGUUGCUGAACCUUGUUGAUCCAACUUCUGCUGCUGCAUCCCCAAUAGGAGGUAUACCAAGAUAUGGACGUCUAAGUGGUGAUGUUUACAUCUGCAACCAGUGCACAAUUGGUGACACUGUUCAAACAGUUGGUGGGAUGCCUGUUGUGCUUGCUCUUGUUGAAGCUGCUGAAUCUAGGGACAUGCUGCAUAUGGCGCUGGAGCUACUUGCAUUAUCUCUUCAGCAGAGCCAUCAAAAUGUAAAAAACAUGCAGGCCUUGAGGGGUUAUCAUCUUCUUGCACUUUUCCUGCAUAGGAGAAUGUCACUAUUUGAUAUGCAAUCUCUUGAUAUCUUCUUCCGUAUUGCUGCAUGUGAGGCUUCCUUUCCUGAGCCGCAGAAAUCAAAGAUAAAUCGAACAGCAAGCUAUGCAUCUGGGAUGUCCCCGGACGCCAGCCUUGAUGAUCUUACCUUACCCAAGUUUGGCGAUGAUGUGUCUUCUGGUGGAUCGCAUGGGGAUCUAGAUGAUUUUUCAGUACAAAAGGAUUCAUUUAGCCGCUUGUCUGAGCUGGAGAAUGCUGAAAUAGCUGGCGAGACUUCUGAAUUCAUAGUCUUGUCAAAUGCUGAUAUGGUUGAACACGUUCUCUUGGACUGGACUAUAUGGGUUGCUGCUCCUAUAUCUGUGCAAAUAACUCUUCUUGGAUUUCUUGAGAGGAUGGUAUCCAUGCAUUGGUUCCGAAAUCACAACCUUACAAUACUGCGCCGGAUUAAUCUUGUUCAGCAUCUUCUUGUUACUUUACAACGUGGUGAUGUUGAAAUUCCUGUGCUGGAGAAGCUAGUUGUGCUACUAGGUGUCAUCCUGGAGGAUGGUUUUCUAGCUUCUGAGCUGGAACUUGUUGUUAGAUUCAUAAUAAUGACAUUUGAUCCUCCAGAGCUUACACCAAACCGCCAGAUUGUGCGUGAGGCUAUGGGAAAGCAUGUUAUUGUGAGGAACAUGUUAUUGGAAAUGCUUAUUGAUCUACAAGUAACCAUAAAUGCUGAAGAAUUGAUGGAACAAUGGCAUAAAGUUGUCUCGUCCAGACUGGUCACAUAUUUCCUUGAUGAAGCUGUACAUCCAACUAGUAUGAGAUGGAUCACGACUCUUUUAGGAGUUUGCCUUAUGUCAUCAACUACAUUUGCUCUGAAGUUUCGUGCAAGUGGAGGUUUUCAAGGGUUGAAUCAUGUGCUUCCAAGCUUUCAUGAUUCUCCAGAAAUAUACUAUAUAUUGUUUUGUUUGGUGUUUGGGAAGCCUGUUUAUCCUCGAGUACCAGAGGUCCGCAUGCUUGAUUUCCAUGCUCUCAUGCCUAGUGAUGGAAACUACGGAGAAUUGAAGUUUGUGGAUCUAUUGGAUACUAUAAUUGCAAUGGCAAAAGCUACAUUUGAUUCCUUGAUAAUGAAAUCUGUGCUUGCGCAUGAGAAUAACAAUUUUUCACAUCUUAAUGGCACCUUGGUUGCUGAUCUCGAUGAGGCGACAUCAGACAUGGGAGGUGACCUUCAAGGAGAAGCUCUGAUGCAUAAGACAUAUGCAGCAAGGUUAAUGGGUGGUGAAGCAGCCGCACCUGCUGUUGCUACAUCAAUAUUGAGGUUCAUGGUUGAUCUGGCAAAGAUGUGCCCACCAUUCUCUGCUGUUUGCAGGCGACAUGAUUUCCUAGAGAACUGUAUUGAUUUAUAUUUCUCUUGUGUAAGGUCUGAUUGUGCCCUGAGGAUGGCAAAGGAUCUUACAACCGCCGCAACUGAUGAGAAGAAUGUCCAUGACGAUGACAAUGGAAGUUCAAAGGACACCUUUCCAAGUUUACCACAGGAUCAGGAACAGUCUGCCAAAACGAUAAGUGUUACAAGUUUUCCUCAGGAGCAGAAGAGUUCCAGUUCAGAAAGUACCAGCAUGCGAAACUCCUUUGAAACUGCUGAAGUAAAAGCAGAUGAUUCUUCGAAUCAGAAGCUCAGUACUAAGAUUUUAAAUGGUGAAGAAAACCAAAUGUUUAAUAAUACUCAUGAUCAAGGACGGAUCACAGCACCCAGUUCAAAUGGUAUUGCUGAAUCACACCAAGUAACUGAUUCACCCAACUCGGUUUCCAUGAAUAAUGUUGGAUCCCCUGUUUUAUCCGAGAAAUCAACCCACAGAGCAGCUAGUACCCCUUCUGCAUCUCCAAUGGCUCCAUUCACAUCUUGGCCUGGCAGUGUAGGAUCAUAUAGUGAUGGUAGACACCUGACAGCAUCUCCAUCCAUGGCUUCAUCUAUAUCUGGGAUAGACCUGGACUCAUCCCCAGAUCCGAAGAGCAAUAUUCAGAGUUCGCCUGCCGUGAAUACCCUUUUCCCAAUCAGUUCCAAGCUUUUGCUUGACAUAGAUGAUUUAGGUUAUGGGGGUGGCCCAUGCUCUGCAGGAGCAACUGCUGUUCUUGAUUUUGUUGCUCAAAUCCUUGCUGACAUUAUCUCAGAUCAGUUUAAAGCCGCACUUUUUAUUGAGACCUUUUUGGAGUCCGUACCCUUAUUUGUUGAUAUCGACUCUGGUCUUGUUUUUCAAGGUUUGUGCCUAAGCAGAUUGAUGAACUUCCUUGAAAGAAAGCUCUUGCUUGAUGAUGAAGAAGAUGGAAAGAAACUUGACAAAAGCCGCUGGUCUGUCAAUUUGGAUCCACUUUGCUGGAUGAUAGUUGAUCGCGUGUACAUGGGCUGCUUUCCAACCCCACUCAGGGUACUACAAACACUAGAAUUCUUAAUGUCCAUGUUGCAGCUUGCUAACAAAGAUGGCCGUAUCGAAGAUGCUGUGCCUCCAGGUAAAGGUAUUUUGUCCAUUGCCCGAGGAAGCAGGCAACUCGAUCCUUACAUCCAUGCCAUAUUGAAGAACACAAACCGGAUGAUAAUGUACUGUUUCCUCCCAACAUUCCUUAAAAGUAUGGGGGAAGAUGAUCUACUUGCAAAUCUUGCAUUCCUAACAGAAACUGGGAGGAGUUUAGCUUCUAAACCUAAUCAGGAAGAUUUUUCUGUCGAUAUUUGUACAGUUCUUCAGCUUCUAAUUGCCAACAAGAGACUGGUGAUCUGCCCAAGCAAUGUUGAUACUGAUCUAAUGUGUUGUUUCUGCAUAAAUUUAAUGGCACUUCUCCAUGACAAGAGAUCGACUGCUCAAAACUUGGCAGUUGAUUUACUUAAAUACUUGGUGGUGCAUCGUCGCCAAUCUCUUGAGGACCUGCUAGUUUGCAAGCCUAACCAAGGGCAGCAACUGGACGUCCUUCAUGGAGGACUUGACAAGUUGCUCACUGGAAGUACCUCAAUGUUUUUUGAAUGGCUCCAGGGUUCUCAGCAGACAAUAAGUAAAGUGUUGGACCAGUGUGCACUAAUAAUGUGGGUUCAAUAUAUUGCGGGCUCAGCAAAAUUUCCUGGCAUACGAAUAAAAGGAAUGGAAGUCAGGCGCAAGAAAGAGAUGGGACGGAAAUCUCGGGAAUCUGCAAAACUAGAUGUCAGGCACUGGGAACAGAUAAAUGAGCGGAGGUAUAAUCUUGAUUUGGUUCGCGAUGUGAUGUCUACAGAGCUAAGAGCAAUUCGUCAAGAUAAAUACGGAUGGAUAUUGCAUGGAGAAAGUGAGUGGCAAAGCCAGCUCCAAGAACUUGUUCAUGAGAGAGGUAUUUUCCCCAUGCGGCAAUCAUCCACAGAACCUGCAUGGCAGCUAUGUGCUGUUGAAGGACCAUAUAGAAUGCGGAAGAAACUUGAACACUCAAAAUUUAAGAUAGAUACUAUUCAGAAUGUUCUAACCAGCAACCUUGGAUUUGAUGAUGCUAAGAUGACCAGUAGAGAGGAUGCAGAUUUGUUGAUGACAUCUGGGUCAGAUACAAUGUCAGGCUUGAAUCUUUUGCCUUAUGACACUGAGCAGAAGGAUCUCGAUGCUGCUGAAUUUGCAUCGUUCAAAGACGAUGAUGACAUAUUCAAAGGAGGAAGCACAAUUUCAGCUCCGAUUGGCUGGACUGAUGACAAAAGCAGCAUUAAUGAACAGAGCCUUCAUUCUGCUACGGAAUUUGGAGCAAAAUCAAGUUCCCUUUCUUUUCACAUGACAGAGAGUCACCAUGGUAAAUCUGAACUUAGUUCGCCAAGGAGGGCACCUUCAGUAAAAGGUACUGAUGCAAGAACUUCGGAUGAUAAAUCAGAAAAGGAGUUGCUUGACAAUGGUGAAUAUCUUAUCAGACCUUAUCUGGAACCCUAUGAGAAAAUAAGGCAUAAGUACAACUGUGAACGGGUUGCAGGUCUUGAUAAACAUGACGGAAUAUUUCUAAUUGGAGAACUUUGCUUAUACAUUAUCGAGAACUUCUACAUUGAUGAUUCCAAUUGCAUUUGUGAAAAGGGCAGUGAGGAUGAGCUCUCUGUCAUUGAUCAAGCUUUAGGUGUGAACAAGGAUAUAAUGGGAAGCAGUGAAUCUCACCUGAAAUCACCUUCCAUGUGGGGUGCGACAGCAAAUGUCUUACUUGGUGGCAGAGCAUGGGCAUAUAAUGGAGGUGCUUGGGGUAAGGAGAAUCUUUGCAGCAGCAGCAACCUGCCUCAUCCAUGGCAUAUGUGGAAGCUUGAUAGUGUUCAUGAGCUACUAAAACGUGAUUACCAGCUCCGCCCUGUUGCAAUAGAAAUUUUCAGCAUGGAUGGUUGCAAUGAGCUUCUAGUUUUCCACAAGAAGGAGAGGGAAGAAGUUUUCAAAAAUCUGAUUGCCAUGAAUCUCCCGCGGAAUAGCAUGUUGGACACAACCAUAUUGGCAUCCUCAAAACAGGACAGCGGUGAGGGGAGCCGUCUUUUUAAAGUCAUGGCAAAAUCGUUUUCUAAAAGAUGGCAGAGUGGAGAAAUUACAAACUUCCAAUAUCUCAUGCAUCUAAAUACACUGGCCGGUCGAGGUUACAGUGAUCUCACACAGUACCCAGUAUUUCCAUGGGUUCUUGCAGAUUAUGAGAGCGAUACUUUAGAUCUGAGGAAUCCACAGACAUUUCGCAAGCUUGAUAAACCUAUGGGAUGUCAAACAGAGGAAGGAGAAGAGGAAUUCCGGAAGAGAUAUGAUAGCUGGGAUGAUCCUGAUGUACCAAAGUUUCAUUAUGGUUCUCAUUAUUCAAGUGCUGGGAUUGUCCUUUUCUAUCUCUUAAGGUUGCCUCCUUUUAGCACAGAAAAUCAGAAAUUGCAGGGUGGACAAUUUGACCAUGCAGACCGUUUAUUCAACAGUGUGAAAGAUACAUGGGUAAGCGCUGCUGGCAAAAGCAACACAUCAGAUGUGAAAGAACUGAUCCCUGAGUUCUAUUAUUUGCCUGAAUUUUUGGAAAACCGGUUUAAUCUGGACCUGGGCGAGAAGCAAUCAGGAGAGAAGGUUGGUGAUGUUGUUCUGCCACCUUGGGCUAAAGGCAGUGUCAGAGAAUUCGUUAGGAAGCAUCGGGAAGCAUUGGAGUCAGAUUAUGUAUCUGAGAAUCUACAUCAUUGGAUUGAUCUUAUUUUUGGAUAUAAGCAGAGAGGAAAGGCAGCUGAAGAUGCUGUCAAUGUCUUCUAUCACUACACAUAUGAAGGGAGUGUUGACAUAGAUGCAGUAUCAGAUCCUACCAUGAAGGCUUCAAUACUGGCACAAAUCAACCAUUUUGGUCAGACCCCAAAACAGUUAUUCCAAAAACCACAUCCACAGAGACGGACUGACAGGAAAGUCCCUCCUCAUCCUCUACGGUACAGCUCCUAUCUUACACAACAAGAGAUUCGCAAGACAGCAUCUUCAGUGUCCCAAAUUGUCUCCUACAACGAUAAGAUCCUAAUUGCCGCAGCUAACAGCUUGCUCAAGCCAGUAACUUACAGUGAAUACAUUUCCUGGGGAUUCCCUGACCGAAGCUUGAGAAUAUUAACAUAUGAUCAGGAUAGACUUUUGUCCACGCAUGAAAACCUUCAUGGUGGUAGUCAAAUCCAGUGCACUGGAGUGAGCCAUGAUGGCAAUAUUCUCACCACAGGUGGUGAUGACGGAGUUGUUGCAGUGUGGAGAUUUGUGAAGGAUGGUAUCCGCCGUCUCCUGAGAAUGGAGAAGGCUUUGUGUGCUCACACGGGCAAGAUAACUUGUGUCUAUGUCAGCCAGCCUUACUCAUUAAUUGUGUCAGGCUCUGAUGACUGUUCUGUGAUUUUGUGGGACCUGACAAGCUUGUUCUUUGUGAAGCAGCUACCAAAGUUCCCAGCAUCAGUAUCUGCGCUACAUGUGAACAACCUCACUGGUGAGAUUCUGACCGGUGCUGGCGUUCUUUUUGCUGUUUGGAGCAUUAACGGGGACUGCCUUGCUGUGGUGAACACCUCCCAGCUUCCUUCUGACCUCAUCUUAUCUGUGGCAAGCACGACACACUCAGACUGGCAGGACACAAACUGGUAUGUGACAGGUCAUCAAAGCGGCGCUGUAAAGGUAUGGAAAAUGGUGCACUGCUCGUCUGAUGAGGCAGUAAAUAGCAAGAGCAAAUCGCCUGCAGUCACUUCUGGCGGGCUUAGCCUGAAUGGCCAAACACCAGAGUAUAGACUACUGCUGCAGAAAGUGCUCAAGUCACAUAAGCACCCAGUAACUGCCCUUUGCAUACCACCGGACCUGAAACAGCUUCUGAGUGGUGACGCCGGAGGUCACUUACUUUCCUGGUCAUUGAAAGACGACAGUUUCAAGGGUUCAUAGCGACAGACAAAUAUAGGACUCAUCUGCACAUAUUGAAAGCGCUGAUUAAAUUAUAUCUCUGAUUUCUUUCUCAUCCAGAAAUGAUGGUCAUAGACGUGCAUUGAGAAAAGAGCUCAGAUCGGCGUGCUCCUACCAUGAUGGUAUAUGAAGGUUUCCUUGGACGCCCAUGACCCGACCAUACAAUGACUCGGGCUAGAGGGAAAUGCAACAGAGACACUGAAAGGAUGAAUGGGUGAGGCCAUUGAGGCGACGCUGCGCUGACUUCAUAAUCCUAUACUGUGAAUUAUCAGAUGGCUGUACCUUCUCUUCUUGUUUUUUUUGAGGAGAAAAGGAUUCAUGUGGGGGGUUGUAGGUGCCGGUGUUUGUAAAGUUUGUACAGGGUAAUUUUGGUGGUGCCGGUUGAGGCGGACGAUGAUGAUGUAUUGUGUCGAUGUCUUGCUUGGGGUUGCGGAAGCGAAGGAAAGGGGUGUUAGGUUCAUUCUCUCUCCUGUCUCCUCCUCCCCCUUGAAGUGUUGUUGUCCAUUCUUUGACUGGGUGUAAUUGUAGCACCCUUGUGUUCGGUGAGGUCAUUUGGACCUGCACAUACAUUGCACGCAAAGAGUUUUGCUGAACAAAGCGAUACGCCCAAUCCAUA
Molecule: messenger RNA, 11386 nt
Organism: Panicum hallii
Lineage: Eukaryota; Viridiplantae; Streptophyta; Magnoliopsida; Poales; Poaceae
Product: protein SPIRRIG
Exons: 19
Coding region: 1-10752 (3583 amino acids)
Molecular function (GO): protein binding
Source: RefSeq, a predicted model, not a curated record